Molecule: messenger RNA, 864 nt
Organism: Spodoptera litura
Lineage: Eukaryota; Metazoa; Arthropoda; Insecta; Lepidoptera; Noctuidae
Source: RefSeq, a predicted model, not a curated record
AUGGCAAAUCCCUGCCCGACGGAAGACCUAACCCACACCGUAGCGAAGACGGAAACAGCUGGCAUAUCCCUCACAAUGCGCAUUCCACCAUUCUGGCGUGACCGACCACGUCUAUGGUUUAUUAGCUUCGAAGCAGCUACCAACGACAUGAAGAAGGGACAGGCUCAGCUCGCCCAGAUGGUCAUCGCACAGCUCGAACGUCAAGACAUCGAGCAAAUCAUGGACCUCCUGUACAACCCGCCGGAGACGAAUCAAUACGACGCAAUCAAGGAACGUCUCAUAUCUGCCUAUGAAGAGUCCGACAGCCGACAGUUCCAGAAACUACUGUCCGAGAUGGAACUCGGCGAUCAGAAGCCUACGCAGCUACUCCGCCGCAUGCGUAACCUAGCCAGAGACAAGGUCCCUGACUCCACGUUACGACUCAUGUGGACCAACCACUUGCCAUCACACAUCAGAUCCGUCCUGGCCGUCAGCGAAUCAUUUAGCACAAAAACUGAGCUGGAAGAGCUCGCUCUACUCGCUGACAAAAUGAUGGAGCAGUCCGCGUCAACUACAGAAGUCUCAGCAAUACAACCAUCACCAGCACAGUCCACGUCAUCAUCACACACCGAUACACAAUACCUUAUCAACGAGAUAAGAAAAUUAUCAUUGGAGAUCGCCGAAUUAAAGUCAAGACCAGCAUACAACCCCGACUACCGCCGCCGCCGUUACCCAUCUCAGCAACGCACACGCAGCACGUCACGUUCACGGAAUCGUGAUUCAUCAUCACCUUCACCAUUCUGCUACUACCAUCGGCGCUUCAAAGAACAAGCUCGACGCUGCACACCUCCCUGCUCAUUCAAAGCAACGACCUCGGAAAACUAA